This is a messenger RNA of Pelobates cultripes (western spadefoot toad), 11259 nucleotides long. The record is from the annotation of a GenBank genome assembly. NCBI's taxonomy places the organism in Eukaryota, Metazoa, Chordata, Amphibia, Anura, Pelobatidae.
AUGAAAUUUAGGUAUAUUUACCAGCCUCUAGAAGAACAGAUUUAUCUGCCUGGAGCUGAGUCACUGAUUUAACAUGCCUUCAAGUUUGCUAAAAAUGCAAGCUCACCCCGUGCUUUCAAACAGUAGAAAGGAAGGGGGCGGCGGGUACCAGCGCAUUGACCAGUCACACUACAUGUGCGCUCGGUCUCCCUGUUUGUGAGUACUCAAAUGAUUUAUAUCAAUAUUCUGACCUUCAAGAGGGACCUGUCUGGGGACAAUAUGGGGAGAUGUUCACGAAAAGCCUUGCUACAGACAAUUGGCGAUAACCAAAAUAUCUCCUGUCUUCUUCUUUCAUUAACAUCUAGGCCUACAAUGGGCAGUCCGAAGCCAGGGUUCCAAGCAAGACAUAUCAGCCUCUUGUAACAAGUGCCUAGAUAUGAAACACUCUCUCAGGAAUGAAUUAGCCCACCACCAGCUGCAAUCAGUACCAUUUCUGACUUGGCUAUAAAAUGGGAUAUCUCCGGCCUAACGUCAAAAUUCUUUCUUUUGUAUUUGUAGCAAGCUGUACUGCUAGUAAUGCUUUAAAGGUCCUUAUAAGUUCUAACGGCACAUUUUUAGCAAUUUAUUUUUGUCACAGCUACUGUAGUUGAGUAUAUAUAUAUACAUAUUUAUAAUUAUAUUUUCUUUUUUUUUCUUUUUAAACUAUCAUUUUAGACCCCUCUGAAGUGUCCCUGUUUAGGACAGUCCCUAUUUCGGGUCCACUUCCCUCUAUCCCUCUUUUCUCUCCUAAUGUCCCUCUUUUCUAGGAGCUCCAUAUAGUUGGUGUGUCUGAGUGUAUAACACAUCUCCACAGCAAUAAUACUCCCAGUAAUGUGUCUGAGUGUAUCACAGAGCUUCACAGCAAUAAUACUCCCAGCAAUAUGUCUGAGUGUAUCACAGAACUCCACAGCAAUAAUACGCCCAGUAAUGUGUCUGAGUGUGUAACAGAGCUACACAGCAAUAAUACACCCAGUAAUGUGUCUGAGUGUAUAACAGAGCUCCACAGUAAUAAUACUCCCAGUAAUGUGUCUGAGUGUUUAACAGCUCCACAGCAAUAAUACUCCCAGUAAUGUGUCUGAGUGUAUAACAGCUCCACAGCAAUACUACUCCCAGUAAUGUGUCUGAGUGUAUAACAGAGCUCCACAGCAAUAAUACUCCCAGUAAUGUGUCUGAGUGUAUAACAGGGCUCCACAGCAAUAAUACUCCCAGUAAUGUGUCUGAGUGUAUAACAGAGCUCCACAGCAAGAAUACUCCCAGUAAUGUGUCUGAGUGUAUAACAGAGCACCACAGCAAUAAUACUCCCAGUAAUGUGUCUGAAUGUAUAACAGAGCUCCACAGCAAUAUUACUCCCAGUAAUGUGUCUGAGUGUAUAACAGAGCUCCACAGCAAUAAUACUCCCAGUAAUGUGUCUGAGUGUAUAACGGAGCUCCACGGCAAUAGUACUCCCAGUAAUGUAUCUUUAAACUACAAUAAAUGUGUUUAGAAGUCAGCCUCUAUCAUGACGCAUUGUUCUUGUCCUAAAUAAUAUUUUAAGUGCAAAAAUUGUAGUUAGUAAAUCACAUAACAUUUCUGAAAACAUCCACUCCACCACUCAUAGACAGAAUAAAAGGUGGGUGAUGAAUAGUGAAAAAAACCAGUGCAGGCAAGCUUCUGUGAAUAGGUCACUCCAACCCUAAAUAUACAUACAGAAAAAACAGAAAACACAGAGCGCCACAAUCACUAAAUAGGCAAUGUAAAUGGGAUAAAAAGAAAAAGAAUUUAUUGAUCAUAAAAUAUCCAUAUUGGCAGCACAAAAUAUGUGCAGUAAGAAAUGAAUAAAAUUGCCACAAUAGGCCAAAAAGACCCUUAGGUACAGCAGUUUGAACACAGUAGAAUACUGGAUAGACAAAGUGCAAGUGCUAAAGUGCAAAUAGAUGUACAAACAAAAGUGCACAAGUAACAGUCACAUAUAGUGACAAUGAACUAAGGGCAAAGUAUUGCACAAGCAUUCAAAAACCAGUAAAUAUGUGAGCUCAUUUUUGGACCCUGCAGCUUGGUAUCAGCAGUUUUAUUUCACAUAUUUACUGGUUUUUGAAUGCUUGUGCAAUACUUUGCCCUUGGUUCGUUGUCACUAUAUGUGACUGUUACUUGUGCACUUUUGUUUGUACAUCUAUUUGCACUUUAGCACUUGCACUUUGUCUAUCCAGUAUUCUAUUGUGUUCAAACUGCUGUACCUAAGGGUCUCUGGGGGGCGCUAGUGGAGUCCCGCAGCUCAGCCCACCAUGCCUGGUGGGGAGAGGGAGCACGGUAACACUGUGUGUGCUGGAGCUGGCUGCCGGGCUGUGUCCUAGCUCCCCCUGCUUUCCACAUGCACACACCGCCGCCUGUGUCUGUACAGUGAUAGGCUAUGUUCUUAACCAGUCGUUGUCUUGGGGCCCCAGGCUAGCUCGGGGUCCCAAGCAAUUGCUUGGUUUGCUUGCCUUGUCGUGACGGGCCUGGCUGAGAGUGAAGGGUAAACGUGUGCUCCAGCUUAUCAAUGCAGACUGGAAGCAGUGCAGGUGCAUUGCUCCCAACAUUAACAGGCAUGCAGGGUGGGGCAUGCAGGGUGGUACAGGUGGGCAGACCUCUCUGAGGGGUUGUAAUGCCCACAUCUAUCAAUGUGCACAUGCUGUGCUGUUAGAGGACAGUUCCUUGGUGUCUCCAGAUAUGGGACAGGUCCCCAAAAUUGCAACUGCUGUGAGGCCUGCUGAUGCUAGAUUAAGCCAGAUAAAUGUCAAACUGUCUAGUAAUGGUUUGAUAGCUUACCAUGGGAUGUGCAUAGGAUCCCUGACACCAUACUGAUCACUACUAAUGGAACCCUAGAUUGUAAGCUCAUUGAGCAAGGCCUUCUUCACCUCCAGUGUCUCAAUAUUUAUUGUGUAUGUCAUUGUAUUAUUACAGCUCGGUGUAUUAUUACAGACCAGUGUAUUAUUACAGCUUGGUGUAUUAUUACAGCUCGGUGUAUUAUUACAUCUCAGUGUAUUACAACAACUCACUGUAUUAUUAUAAUGAAUGGUAUUAUUACAGCUCAGUGUAUUAUUACAGCUCAUUGUAUUAUUACAGCUUAUUUUGUUAUUACAGCUCAUUGUAUUAUUACAGCUUAUUGUAAUAUUACAGCACAAUGUAUUUUUACAGUUUAUUGUAUUAUUACAACUCAGUUUAUUAUAUCAGCUUAUUGUAUUAAUAUAGUUAAUUGUAUUAUUAUAGCUAAUUGUAUAAUUACAGUUCAUUUUAUUAUAGUUAAUGGUAAUAUUACAGUUUCUGGCAUUAUAGCUCAUUUUAUUAUUUUACUUCAUUGUAUAAUUACAGCUCAUUGUCUUAUUACACCUUAUUGUAUUAUUACGGCUCUGUGUAUUAUUACAGCUAAUUAUAGUAUUACAGCUCACUGUGUUAGUACAAUUCAGUGUGUUAUUACAGUUCAUUGUAUUACUACAGCGUAUAACCUUAUUACUGCUUAUUGUAUUGUUACAGCUCAGUGUAUUAUUACAGUGUAUAGUAUUAUUAUUACUGCUUAUUGUAUUGUUACAGCUCAGUGUAUUAUUACAGUGUAUAGUAUUAUUAUUACUGCUUAUUGUAUUGUUACAGCUCAGUGUAUUAUUACAGUGUAUAGUAUUAUUAUUACUGCUUGUUGUAUUGUUACAGCUUAUUGUAUUGUUACAGCUUAUUGUAUUAUUACAGCGUAUAAUCUUAUUACUGCUUAUUGUAUUGUUACAGUUUAUUGUAUUAUUACAGCUCAUUGUAUUAUUACAGCAUAUUGUAUUAUUACAGCUUAUUGUAUUAUUACAGCUCAUUGUAUUGUAUUGUUACAGAAUAUUGUAUUAUUACAGCUUAUUGUAUUAUUACAGCUCAUUGUAUUGUUACAGCUUAUUGUAUUAUUACAGCUCAUUGUAUUAUUACAGCAUAUUGUAUUAUUACAGCUUAUUGUAUUAUUACAGCUCAUUGUAUUGUAUUGUUACAGCAUAUUGUAUUAUUACAGCUUAUUGUAUUAUUACAGCUUAUUGUAUUUUUACAGCUCAUUGUAUUGUAUUGUUACAGCAUAUUGUAUUAUUACAGCUUAUUGUAUUAUUACAGCUCAUUGUAUUGUUACAGCUUAUUGUAUUAUUACAGCUCAUUGUAUUUGCAGAGCUCGGUGUAGUGGUUAUCGCACUAAUAGUUUCUGCACAGUCCCAGUUUUUUGUCUAAUUGUUUGGGAGCGCAUUCUCAGUUGGAAUGUUAAUGUGGAAUCUACACUUUCUCAUUGUCAAUAUCAACGUCUGUGGACAGUAAUGAUAUGCCGAGGGCGUUGGGCGGGUUUUACUGUUACGUGUCUUUUCUACUCUCUGUUCUAUGUCAUAGUUCAGUUUUUUGAAAUAUUGUUAAUGAGCUCCAUGUAACUCAGUAUGGAAUAAUUCAAAGCAAACAUUGUUAAAAUGUUCCUUUCUUUCCCUCAGUUCACUCCCUCUCCUGUGUUCACUGUAUCUCUGAAGGGGAGACUUCCUGCACCGGUGCUGAAAAAAAAUGUCCAUCUGAUAACUACAUGUGUGGCUCAACGUUCACAUUCAGCAUAAUUGGUAACGUAAUAUCGGCGGGAAUGUUUGUGGUAAAUUAAAAUAAAAAACAAUUAUUGAUCACAAAGGGUGAUUUCAUUCCCUAUAUGUUCGUGUUUUAGGAUAUACUAUAUUUCAAUUUUAGAAACCAGUUUUGUUUUUAUAGCAAGAAAACAUUGAGUGUAGGUCAGAUCAGAGCUGAAUAAGUGAAAAGAGGUCAGGCUGGUGUGUCUGGUGGCACAAGAGGAAAAUGGCAUAGAGUAGGACCACCACGAGCUUUGUAACUGGGUGACAUAUAGAGCGGGCUAAUUCCCAUCAGUAAGGCGGAAACGAGGAACAUAAGGAAUAGUGUAGGAGUACAGGCAAAUAAAUACAAUGGUUUUCUUACCCCUAACAAAAUAUUGUUUCAUAUGUAAAAUAAAAUAUAGAACAAUAAUAAUGCAGAUGUUACUUAAAAAUGUCUAAUGUGUAAAGAUAAUCUGGUGAUUACACUCACAAUUUUCAGAGCCUAAAUUUUAAGGCUCAAUGAUAGCGCAGAUGUGCUUUUAAGGCAGCAUCCCACCCCUUUUAAUUGAUGUUCACUCUCAAAAUAUACAGAAACACGUAUAGGGAAUUAUAGUGUAGUAUAUCCACAUAAACAUUACCAAUAUUUAAUUAAUAUAAAAGACACUCACCUUCCCCAGAGCCUUGUUUUCCCAUGGCUCUAAGGUGGAUACAUUGUGUCUCUAAGCAAAAAGCACCAAUUCAUUCUAUUACUUCUGGGAUUGUGAUAAAUUGUCUUAUUAUCCCACCGGUGUGAAUAAUGUAAGCAUGGCUCUCAUAGAGGAAAAGACACACGUUUUAAUACCGUAUUCAUAAUAUUCCAGUGAGAGCAAAGAUCUGUUCAGUUAAACACUCUGAUACUUCCAUGAAGCUCUGUUGAUGAGGAAAGAAAAUUAAAAUGCUUCUUAGGUGAACACAUGCGAUGUGACAUGUCACAUAACUCCCUAACAAGACUGAGAUCAUUCUGUAUAAAUCGUUACAGAGAUUUAAAGCAUCCUAGAAACAUUUCUAUAAACAAUUAUGUUUGGCAGCACUGUUCUGUAUUUUGUUAUGACAGUAUAAUUGAUUUAAUAGAUUUAUGUGUACUUUCUUUUCUGUUGAGUCUCUCCAAUAUAGACUGUCUGUGUUUGGCUAUAUUUCUCACUGUCCCUCGCUCAUGCCCUGACUUUAAUCCUGUCUCUCUAUCACUCUCUUCCGAUCUUGUGCUCUCAGUCACUUUGUCUUACACUCAUAUUAUCUCUCUGUCUCUUUGACUUGCUCUCUCACACUUUCUGCCUCUCGUAUUUUAUUUCUAGAUCGCUCUCUCAUGCAGUUUGUCUUUUACUCUGUCUUUUCUUAUGUGACAUUUCUUUCUCCGUGUCCCUCUGUCUGAUGCUGUCUGUCUUGCGCUGCCCCCCCUCUCUCUAGCGCUCUCUCUCAUGCUGUCUGUCGGAAACUCUAUCAUGCUGUCUGUCUCUCUGAUAUUCUAUAAACUUGUUUAUUUUGCUGCUUUUAGACGGAGUAGCACAGAAAGUAUUUUUCAGGUCGUGUGAAAAAAACUCCUUUUGUGGAUUAAGUGGGACUAUCGGUUUCCAAAAAGGAAAAGUAAAAACUGCAACUACAUGUUGUUCUAGCGAUAGCUGUAAACCACAAACCCCAGCAUGUAAGUUGAGAACGAUUGAAGACAGCGUGAUGCAAUACAAUUCUGCACUUCAAGUGUUCAGCAUUUUUCAAUGUAAUCUUUGCAAGAAUUAUGCUUUAUAUAACGAACCAAAGGCAUAUUCUCUGUUCUGUAAGCUAGAUAAUUACGUAUGGACAUAUCAUUGUUUUUCUAGACAGAAAAAAUGUGGCUAAUCAAGUUUUAACAAAGAUCAAGGUGGAGGGUACAGAGCAAUUUAACCCAAUAGACAACAUUUCAAUAUCUAACCAUUUAUAAUUAUUAUAUAAUAAAUAUAAUAAUAAUAAUGAUUAUAUGAGAAGUGUGUAGGAGGAGUAGAGGAAACACCCAAGGCUAUUUACUAUAGUGAGACUUCAAUUUGAAUUGAAGAUGAAUUGUUCAUUUAAAGCCAGAGGGAGCCAAACUUAAAGCAUAUCUGACUUCAAGAAUGUUUUACUAUUUAAAUUUUAAAGUCCCUUUGAAUUUACCUUAAAUUCUCACUUUACUGAAUACUUGUUAGUGUGUUAUAAUAGCUCAGCCAGUAUUAUAGCUUAGAUGCCUCCUUGGUCAUAUUUGGCACUGCAUUCAUUGUUUUUUGUGUGUGUAUUUUGGGAGAAUAAUGGUAUUUGAAAGUUUGAUUUUAGUCUAGAAAUUUAGUCUCAUCUCCAUAUGCGUGUAGCUCUAGAGCAUGGGUUCCCAAUUAAUUUUUCCUGUGGAACCCUUUAAUAUAGUAUAUCAACAUUGUAGAACCCCAUCCCCCUCCCCAGUAAAAAACUAAAAUUAAAAUUUGCGCCAUUUUUUUGUAUGUGCUGGUGGGUGUCUGUGUGUCAAGGUGGGUGUCUGUGUGUAUAGGUGUUUGUAUGUGCCAGUGUGUGUAUAUGUGUGUCAGUGUGUAUGAGUCUGACACACAUAUACACACACACACACUGGCACACAGUGGCACACCGAUACACACACUGACACACAGAUACACACACCUUGACACACUGAUACAAACACUCAGAUACACAUACACACAUUUUGAGUCACAAAUACACACACACUCAGAUACACACAGUGAAAUAUACACACACUUGCACCCACAGGUACAAACACUGGCACAUACACACACUCAUAUACACACAUUGACACAUACACACAGUGUCAUAUACACACACUGACAUACACUGAUAUACUGGCAUGUACACACACACACAUGCCAAUGCUUACAUACUGACAUACACACACACACACACACACAUACUCGGAUACACAAACCAUUGUAACACAUACACAAACCUUGACACACAGAUACACACACUGACUCACACUCAGACACACAUACUCUUUGACAGACACACACACUCUCACUGACAAACACACAUACUCUUGGUCAGACACACAUACAAACAGAUACACACUUACACACUCACUGACAAGCACACAUACACUCUCACUGACAAACACACAUAUACACACACACACACUCACUGACAAACACACAUACACUCUCAGUGACAAACACUUACUGACAAAGACACAUACAAACUCCUUAAUAGACACAUACAGAAUUGAUUUUUUUUUUUUUUUUUCACUCUACCCAGCCGUCCUACCUUUGGAAGUGCUGGCAUGUAGCCUCUAUUUCCCUGUGGUCCAGUGGGGCUGCUGGGUUGAGCGGCUGGCAUGCAGUCCCUAGGGUCCAAUGGGGCUGCUGAGCUGCUGGCGUGCAAUCCCUGGGGUCCAGCGGGCUGCUGGGCUGAGCGGCUUGUGUGCAGUCCCUGGGGUCCAGUGGGGCUGCUGGGCUGAGCGGCUGGCCUGCGGGCAUAGAGUGCAAGCGGUAAGGGAGCAGUGAUCCUCCUACUCAGCUCCCUUGUGUGCUUCUUAGUGAUGCCGGAGCCGCAGUGAUGUCAUAAUCUGGCUCUGGCAUCACUGCUGUGAGCACAAAGGUUGCUGAGCAGGGGAGAGUGCUACCUCGCCACCCGUGGCCAUUUUGUUUCCCCAGGGUUCCGUAGAACACCAAUUGGAAAACGCUUCUCUAGAGGGAUUUCUGUAGGACAACAUGUCCAGUUACCUUAUUGGAGUUGCUCACACCCAGAUAGACUAUCCCUCAGGAGCCAGGAUUAUUGAAACGUGUUAUUAGCAUGACUUUUUCUUAUUCUGUUUUUGUUUGUUAUCUAAGUGCCACGAGACAGUACACAGAGAGUUGGCUUGAACUGUUCCAGCUGUUCUACUGUAAACUCAGCAUUUUGUCACACAAAUGAGAUUAUUGAGUGUACUGGAGAAGAGACAAAAUGCAUUUUACAAUCUACCAUUAUUUCAGGUACUUUCACCUCAAAGUCAUGUUUUUCUCAAUCUUAAAUUUUCCGAUCAGUGUUGCUGACAAUUACUUUACUUUAUAACAAUGUGUCCACAGGUAUUGCAAACAGCAAAUCAGCUGUCAGGGGCUGUGCCACCAAAAAUAUUUGUGAUUUCGGCAGCCAGAGCUACGAUUUUGGAGAUGGUAACAAAGUGAAAACAGAAGUUAUGUGUUCAAAUGGCAGCAUCAAUUUACUACCCAAGUCCAUGCUUCUGACCAUUAUCUCAUUGAUGUCAGCAAUAAUGCUUUAAGUAUCUCAGUAUCCUUGGAUCCUUGUGAUAUACUCUGCGUGUGAUGUGCACCUCCUUUGGAUAAUUCCAUGAAUGCUGUCAUGGACAAAUGACAGCAAAGCCCUGCACUGAAUACAAAUAUGAAUUGAAAAAGGGGGAAAACAAGUUGUAUUUUUUUUAGUUACUGCAGUAAUAGCUUUUUCCAACAUGUUAUUUUUUUCCUAAAAUUUUGCUGCUCUGUUUUCACUACAUGUGGACAGCUCACUUUUCUUUCAGUAAUCUAAAAUAUGUCAGAUUGUUUCAGUUGUAACAUAUCUGAGUACCUGACAGAGUGCCUUUGUUACACUUCAAUAGUACUGCAUGUGUGGUUAUCAAUUCUUGGCCAAUUUGUCGAGCAGCCUGGCACACAUUAACAAUGUGUCACUUCAUGCCACUGGCCAUUCUUAUCCUGAUCUAAUAAUUGCCAAGGCGCAAAUAUGCCAAAUUAAUAUACUGACACAUUUUUUUUUACCAUGUGUUUCAGAUGAUAACUAACAGUGGUUAUGGUGUGUGUCUGUCAUUAGCUGUUGGAUGGCGGAAGUUGGCGGCUGUAAAAGAUGCACAAUUUUGCAUGUGAUUGGUGCAAGGUACUUACUAGUGGUUACAUAUUAAAACAAAUGCCUCUCGCUUCAUCCUUACCAAGAGCAGACUGACAGAACUAACGUGUGAAUUGUCAGGGAUUCAAUGUCAUUUCAAAGCGAAUUUGAAACGUUAGGGCAGAAUAGAUAUUGAAAUAGAAUAGAAAUACUAAAUUGUGGGCAAACUUAACUAAUUAUUUAAACACCUACAUCUCUACAUGCAGCCAGUGACCUGCUCCAGUCCCUGCCUGGGCUCCACCAAGAUGGUGGAGUCUGCAUGCCCCUCCAAUGACAUCAUUGGAAUUUUUCCACCAUGCGCAAGUGUAAUAGAUAGAAUGUUUCACUCACUUCUAACAAUGUUGGGGAAUUGUUAUGCAUAGUAUUCUAAUUGUAAAACACCUUACUGCUGGUAUCACGUUUAGCCACUAGAUGUCAGUGUGACACCACAGGCUAGACUUCAAAUAGUUUUUAUAGCAAGUAAAUGGUGCAAAGGAGAGAAAGUACAAUACUGUUAAUACAUAUAAGUUGGAGAAUUUUUGCUGUUUGGAUAUUUUAGCUUAUAUCAUUUGUAAUUCCCGUUCUAAUUCUUUACAGUUCCUGGUUUUACUUAAUAAAUCCCAUAACAAGGAAAAAGACAAGCGGGAUGGUACAUUUUGCAAUAAUUUCAUUAAUCUUUCUUGGAUAUUACAGAAAAAGUUACAAUGUCUUUAAAAAUGUUACAGUGUGUAUAAAGUUUGAAUUACUACAAGAAUUGAUUCAUGUCUGAUGAGAUACAUUUUCUUAUGUACUCUUGUUGAUUUUUCGAGCAACGACAUAAAAGCUUUUAUUAACUGUCUUGUUAGGAGAUUGUUGAAAAGCACAGACGUUUAUUGUAGUGAAUACAAUAACUAUAAUGUUUUAAUGUAAUACGAAAGGCUGCGUGGAUCCCAGCUCAUUACAUCAUCUGUCAACGAAUACUCAUGAACAAUAGUCGUCCUUGUUCAAAUUGCAAUAUAACUCAUACAUUGUUUCAAUAUACUACUAAUGAUGAAUUGUGGUAUUCAAGAAUUUCUGUUUAUUUUAAUGUUUUUAUAUAGUAUAGAUAUUUACUGGGAUAAUUUUUAAAAUCCAUAAACACUGUGACUUACAGCGAAUACGUUGUCUAAUUUUAACCAGUCCAGAUAAACCAUUCUAUUUGUAGUAAUAAUAAUAAUAACAAUAGUAUAAUCCUCCUCAUCAAAGAAUUGGGGAGAUUGCAUGUAGUUGCUGAUAGUUUCCUUAUAUGUGCAGGGAUGAGGACAUUAAAAUUACCCAACUCUAUGGUACUCAUGUUAUUGACCUUAGAUGGUUAAAGGAUUGAAGAAUGAAAACCAGGGCAUUAGGACACUGCUACUGGACCAUUAACCUAUUAGCUAUUACACCACUAAAUGCAGAGUACCAUGGUGCUAUUAAAUGAACGAUGGGAUGGAUGUCCAGGUAAUAAAGCAAAUUGUUCCUCAAGAGCCAGCACUAUUUUAAAUAGAAUAUAUAUUAAACACAUUAAUCCUCCACUAGAGAAAGCCUCUAUAUACCACUGCCUCUGUUUCAGGAUUAUGUUGUUGAUAGUAUCAGUGACAUAACUACAAAUGUUAAAGCAAGGGUGGAGAUAUGUUUUAAUCCAAAGAUCUGUUGUCAUUAGAUGUCAGCAAGAACAGAUAUUUUAUUUUGUAGACCAUAACCACUACAUUCAUGUGCAUUAUUGAACCAAAAUCCAAGUAUUAUUUGUACACAAAAUAAAUAUUUUUUUUAUUUUCUUUUGGAUAACAAAUAAAAAGAUUUAGUGAAAUUAGUGGGAGAUUUUUCAUGAAAACAAACACAG